AUGCGCGUAGAGCUAGAAGCUGCACAAGAAGAUGCGACGGCCGCCCGAGAAGAAGUAGUCAAAGUGACCGACCAAUGCAACGCCCAGAUGGCCGACCUUGAGACCGAUGUGCAGAAAGUGAUCCAGAAGCUCGAGGAUCGGUUGAACGAACGUGAAGCCGAGGCUGCCCAACUUCGAGAGCGGUUAAUUGACCGAAGUCGGGAUGUUUAUCACGAGCACGCAGAAGAGCUAGAAUUAGAGCGUCAGCAUGCUUCCAAGUUGGAAGCGGAGGUCACACAGCUUACUGGAGAGCUUGCUAUUGCGAAUGGAGAGAGCCGAAAUCUCAAGGCCGAACUGCGAGACUUGAAGGCUGCGCUGAGGACCGAACAGGCAGGGGCCAUUGAGCGUAUUCAAACUCUCGAAACGGAGAAUGCAGAGUGGGCCAAGAAGGCGCGGGAGCUCGAACAAGAAAUCGACGAGUUGGAUACAUUCGCUCACGAACGAGAUGUCCUUGUGCGCGAGCGAGACGCUGCGCUGAAUGACAAGAGUCGAAUCCUUCGCGAACGGGAUACUGCUAUUAGAGAACGGGACGAAUUGCUGGAAGAUCAGGAUGAGCUUAUGCGAGAAGGAGGCGGCUCAGAAGGAGAGGCCGAUGCCCGAAUUGUGGAGGAUGCGGAGCAGCUCAAGUCACUGCAAGGAAAAGUUACCUCUCUGGAACGUGAACGAGCUGACUUGCUUGUCAAUCGAUCUGUUCGUGGUCGUUCUAGCACCGAAGACCGAAUCCCACUUCACGAGCAUGAAGCUCUCGUUUCGGAGCUGGAGGCACAACUCGACGACGCUCACCGGGAAAUCCAACUGGAGAAGGAAAAGGACGUAUUGCUUGAACGGGUUCAGAAUAUGCGGUCCAACAACUCUGCUGGCGGUUCGGACACAACUGGACGACUCACGCCAUCAGGAAGCUUAGGAAGCUUAGCAUUGAAUCGCCUGGCGGCAAUGAAUCUCAGGACCCCAAAGACGCCUGGGGCGGCCCUUAAAGAGCCAUCAUGGAUGAACCAAACAACUAUGCACGCACUUGGAGAUGCCGAUGCUCUUGCCGCCAGGCUCAUAGAGGUUGAUGCACAACUUGUCGAAGCCAAUGAGAGCAUUGACAAAAAGCUUGACAAGCUCGAAGCAGCUGGUGCUGAAACGAUCAAUCUCACGAAGAACCUAUACCUUUCGAAGGAAAAGAUCACCAGUCUCGAGAGGGAAUUGGCGAGACUUGAAAGGAGAGAAGAACGACUUCUCAAGAAGCUUCAGAGGUGCAGGUGCACAAAGUGCCAUAUGCGUUUCGAUGCUUCCGCUGUUGCUCAGUGGGCUGAGGUCACGUCACAUAGUGUUGAUGAUCUUGCUACUGAACCCCCCACCCCCGAAACCAAGACUACACGAAAUCUUCAAUCAGCCUUGGCGAAUGCCAAUUCCGAGCUUGAAAAAAUGCGUUCAGAAUGGCAAAAAAUAGGGCAAGAGAAGGCUGCAUUACUAGAGGCAGGUCGGCAAGAGGUUCAACUGGCACGCCAGGCGGAAGCAGACAUGAAGCGUAAACUCGAAGAUGAGCGUAAACGUGUGGUUGAAGCCGCGAAAGGUAUCAAGGACGAGAAGGAGAGGGAGAAAGUCUUGGCUGAUAUGGAGCUUGAAAAGGCCAAAACAGCUAUUGCGCAGCUCGAAGAAGAUCUAUGUGCAGAACGUGGGAAGUUACGAUCGUUGGCUGCAGAACAUUCGCGUGUGACAAGGGACAAGACGGAUGUAUUAGCUAGACUUGAGCGGACGAAUCAGGAUAUGGAUGUGGUGAAAGCCCAGCUCGAAAGGUUCAAGAACAAUAACAAGGAACUAGAAAAGGAGCUGAGGAGCAAUUCUAUUGCUGAAACCAAAGCCCGCCAUCUCGAGGCCAGAUUGCAUGAGAACAACUUGCAAAUCGACACACUUCGCUCCGAGCGUGAAAUCUUGACUCGCGAUCAUGAGCAACUCAAGAAGCGCUUUGCUGAAAUCACGGAGCGUGCUGAGGUACUUCGUCAGCGGAACGCAGAAAGCCAGUCCGAGCAUGAGAAACGACAGCACAAACUCGAUAUGCAAGUUACGGAGAUCGAGAACCUUCGUAUUCUCCUGGCCGAGCGCGAAGCGGGAAUGAAGACAUGGCGACUGCUGUGCAAACAGCGCGCGUCAGAGGCAGAAAGACUGGGCACCGACAUCGAGCACUUGAAACUGGAGCGUGCAGACGACAAUGGCAACGAAAAAGAGCGGCAGAAACGCGCACGGGAGCAAGCCCAGACUCAGAUGAAAGCUCUCAAUGAUCAAUUGCAAUCUGCGAAAGACGCAGCUAUGCAACUUCACGAACGUCUGAAAGACCAUGGUGCAGCUCUAUCGCCUGCCGAGGUCGAAAAACUCAAGGCCAUGCACAACAAGGAAUGUAAGGGCCUGGUACAGCAGAUUGGAUAUCUUAGGUCCAAGUUCCACCGAGAAUCAGAGAUGCGCGAACAUAUGGGUUGGCAGAAGCUCUACUUGAUGAAAAUACUGGGCGUUUACGCCGAAUCUGAGCCAAACAUCGAACGUGCAUUGGCUCGGCAAGGCUUCCCUCAUGAACAGCCCACCAAACCCAAACGAACUCUACGCAGCGUCGGCUAUUUGGUAUGGUGGAUGGUCAGGGUCAAGCGUUUGGCAGAGGAGUGGCGAGAAGCAAAGAAAUCGAGGCCGGCUAUGCGCGCUGCCCUCGAAGAUGUCCGCCGCCGCCGGCCUAAGUCUCGUACUCGCACAUAG
Molecule: messenger RNA, 2766 nt
Organism: Rhizoctonia solani
Lineage: Eukaryota; Fungi; Basidiomycota; Agaricomycetes; Cantharellales; Ceratobasidiaceae
Product: centrosomal targeting protein
Exons: 13
Coding region: 1-2766 (921 amino acids)
Source: RefSeq, a predicted model, not a curated record